AUGUCCUACCACCACUCCACCCCCUCCCCCACCUUCACCCCCCUCGAACUGGAAACCCUCAAACAAAUGCUCCUCGACGCCCACCUAAUCCGCGCACCCACCUCCCCCGCCCUAACCCCCUCACAAACCCAAACCGCCCUCCACCACUGCAUCCACUCCUUCAUCGCCAUCUACCCCCACCACUACGCCCUCACGCCCUCCUCCCUCCGCGUCUUCGUCCGUCAAAACUCCGCCUUCUUCGCGCAACCGCGCAGUCGUCAACAGAUCGACGCGGCGCGCGCGACGUUGGCGGAUAUCCAGCGUGCGACUAAGAAGCUGGCGGCGCAUAAUGCGAAUCUGGGGACUGCCCAGGGGGAGGCGCGGGAGUAUAGGGAGGUGGUGGAUGCGGCGGAGGUGUUGAUGGGGUUGCAUUUUGAGGAUGCGUUUUUGUCGGUGAAGAGGGCGGAGGAGAUUAGAUUGUGGAGUGAGGGUGUGAGGGUGAGUGUUGAGGGGAGUGAUUGGUGA
Molecule: messenger RNA, 504 nt
Organism: Glarea lozoyensis ATCC 20868
Lineage: Eukaryota; Fungi; Ascomycota; Leotiomycetes; Helotiales; Helotiaceae
Exons: 1
Coding region: 1-504 (167 amino acids)
Source: RefSeq, a predicted model, not a curated record